ACCACUGGAGGCUCUCAGCAGUUUAUGCGUCACUUCACCUCUCAGUCGCUGAUCAUGGCGGAGCUACAGCUCCAGCGUGAAGUGGAGCCUCAACUUCUCAAUGGGGACGAUCUGAACGAGGAGAGAAAAGAUGCAGACGCGUCAGAAUCCGUGAAGAAGAGGAGAAGAAAGAAGAAGAGGAAUAAAACCCCAGCACCAGCAGGGACGAAUGAAGCUGAGGGCGAUGGAGAAGCUGGAAGUGUUGGGGAUGUGACAAAACACAUGGAGCAGCAGUCACUGGAGGACAAAGAGAGGGAGGAGGAUGGAGAAGAAGAUGGGGAAGAAGGAGAGAACUCAGCUGGAAAACGGAAGAAGAAGAAGAAAAAGAAGAAAGGAUUGAAGGGACAGACUGACCCUCCCUCAAUCCCUAUUUGUGAGCUGUUUCCCAGCGGAGGCUUUCCAAAGGGAGAGGAGUGUGAAUAUCCACCAUCGAAAGACGGGCGCAGUGCAGCGUGGCGGACCACCAGUGAGGAGAAGCGGGCGCUGGACAUGGCCAACGAGGAGAUGUGGAGUGAUUUCAGGGAGGCAGCCGAGGCGCAUCGGCAGGUCCGCUCCUAUGUUAAUAGCUGGAUCAAACCAGGGAUGACCAUGAUUGACAUCUGUGAGAAGCUGGAGAACUGCUCCAGGACGCUCAUCAAAGAAAAUGGGCUAAAAGCAGGUCUGGCCUUCCCCACCGGCUGCUCCAUCAACCACUGUGCUGCCCACUACACCCCCAACGCAGGAGACCCCACGGUGCUGCGUUACGACGACGUCUGCAAAAUCGACUUUGGGACGCACAUCAACGGUCGAAUAAUAGACUGUGCCUUCACCGUCACCUUUAAUCCAAAGUUUGACAGGCUGCUGGAGGCUGUGAGAGACGCAACUAACACCGGCAUUAAGUUUGCAGGGAUUGAUGUGCGCCUGUGCGAUGUCGGCGAGACCAUUCAGGAGGUCAUGGAGUCUUACGAGGUGGAGAUAGAUGGGAAAACAUAUCAAGUAAAGCCAAUCAGGAAUCUCAAUGGCCACUCUAUCGGACAGUACAGGAUACACUCAGGGAAGACGGUCCCUAUUGUGAAAGGCGGAGAAGCCACGAGGAUGGAGGAAGGUGAAGCUUACGCCAUUGAGACAUUUGGCAGCACAGGAAGAGGUGCAGUCCACGAUGACAUGGAGUGCUCGCAUUAUAUGAAAAACUUCAACAUUGGACAUGUACCAAUCAGACUUCCAAGGGCUAAACAUCUGCUGAAUGUGAUCAAUGAGAACUUUGGCACUCUGGCAUUCUGCCGCCGCUGGCUGGACCGCCUGGGUGAGAGCAAGUACCUGAUGGCGUUGAAGAAUCUGUGUGACCUUGGCAUCAUAGACCCGUACCCUCCGCUCUGCGACAUCAAGGGCAGCUACACGGCGCAGUACGAGCACACCAUCCUACUCAGGCCCACCUGCAAGGAGGUAGUGAGCCGGGGGGACGACUACUAAGCAUGCGCCAAACCUGAAGGAGAAGCAGGAGGAGACAAGAAACCUCUGCAGACCGAUCGCAAUUAUGCAAUAUUUCUCUGAUCUAAAUUACUACUGCUUUAGUACCUUUAAGUCAUUAUUCAAGCAAGAGCGAAACGAUUUGGGUCCUGGUAGAAGCUUAAUAGUAGUUACUUUUCAAAUGAUUGAGGCAAAAGACAAAGGGCAUAUCUUUAAGAAAUGUAGUGUUGUCAUUUAGGCCAUAUUUUGAUGCUUUUAGGAUGUAUGCAAAAGUUAUAUAUGCAAAACAAACAUGCAAAAAAGGUUUUGGUGAAUAACUCACCUGAAAAUGUUUUGCUUCAUUACCAUGUGAGGAGCAAUGACAUUUAUAUAUUUCUUUGCUCCAUUUUAAUUUAAUGCAGUUUUUAUAAGAAAUAAAUUGUUAUCAAACUUGAA
Messenger RNA from Notothenia coriiceps (black rockcod), 1920 nucleotides. Its product is annotated as methionine aminopeptidase 2-like. The record is from RefSeq and is a predicted model, not a curated record. Gene Ontology annotation, cellular component: cytoplasm. Gene Ontology annotation, molecular function: metalloaminopeptidase activity. Gene Ontology annotation, biological process: proteolysis. The coding region runs from base 25 to 1488 and encodes 487 amino acids. The transcript is spliced from 11 exons. NCBI's taxonomy places the organism in Eukaryota, Metazoa, Chordata, Actinopteri, Perciformes, Nototheniidae.